AUGCCUCCCGAGCGACGGCGGCCGCGCGGGGACAGCGCCGAGGAACGGAUUGGCCGGCGUCUCCCCCGGCCUGUGAUUGGCUCUCGCCCGCGGAGGCCGUUUCCCGGCGUUCUCCGCGCGACGACAAUAAAUCACCAUUAUCUUAGCCUCUUGCUGAAUGUGAUGGGACCAGGGAAACCAGCUGCAGCUUGUGUGCCUCUGACAUCCCUUCCCCUGCUGGGCAAAAGUGAAGCGAGGGCUCUACAGACCCAGCUCCAGUUCAGUCGGAAUGUUUCUGCACAGCCAGGGAGCUUGGCUUUCCAAUACACCAGCCCUCGUCCAAUCAUAAUAGAAAAGCUGAAGCAGCCUGGGAGUAGGAAGGACCAAGGCGCUGGUGAUGGACCGGAUUUCAGAAACCCUGUUGAGUUUUCCGUCGUAUCUGAAGAGAAGCUCAACUUGGCUGUUCAGCUGGCCAAAAGGGACGUGAAGCGAAGACAUCUGGAGGAGCAUGUGAGACAGCAUUUCCUCAAUGAGAACAAGAUGGCCCCCGCGCACCCUGCGGGGCCCGGGCAGACCAGAAGGAAGGACUCUGAAAACGUUGCAGGGCUGAGAGCAUCAAACUUCCUCCAGAAGGAUGAACGACAGAUUGGCAGCUGUUCCAAACCGGAGACGACCAGCUCAGGAGCCAAAGUCUACAUCUACGCCCCAAACCGGAUCAAGUCGAAAGCAGCUGUAUCUGAUUCACCCCCCACCCAUGACCCAGGGCCUGGGCCCAGAAAGGAGGAAGAUAAGACCACCCUGGAGGUGCGGCGGCUGCAAAAGGAGCUGCAGAACUACAUCCAGAAAAUAGAAGAGCUGGCAAAAAGAGAGAGAAGCGAAGAAACUUUGGAUCCGGAUGAAGAGCGCCGUGUCCGGGUUCGAAGGCAGGAGCAGGCUGUGCGGUCUGCACGAAUGCUGUAUGUGCUGCAGCAACAGGUAAAAGAAAUUCAAGAAGAUCUGGAGAAGCUGAGUCCCCAGAAAAUCAAACACACAAAAAAGUCGCGAGCCAUGGCCCGGCUGGCAGCAGCUCACAGAGGCGCUGUCCGGGCCUUGCAGAUGUUCGCCGCUCGCUUCGCCAGCCAGUCGGAGCACCAUCUGGCUCCCGGCCACUGCAAGGAACUGGGCAACCUCAUCCGGCAGUUGUCCCUCUGCUCCGCCCGUCUUGAGAUGGACUCCUCCAUUCCCGACGUCGUCAUCGAUCUCCUGCUGCAAAUAGAGGAUUUGGACUCUUUGCUGUCCAAGAAGCAGUCGCCCAAGAUAGGGAAGAAAUGGCCUUCCACGUCUCAGGCUGAACUGCCAUCGGGCAGGGGCAGGGUGCCAAGCAGAGAGAAGAAAUUUUGUGCGAUGGAGCCCAAAAAGCCACUUGUAGCCAGAAGACUUCUCCCUUCCAACUAUGAAGAUGUACAAGAUAUUAUGGAUGACCACCGGCAGGCUGAAGAGAUGUCACCAGAGAAGAUGAGCGAUUGCUUUGGCGCAACAGCUCAAGAAAGUCUGCCUGCUCUGGAGCAAGAGGGAGCUUUUCAGGCCAGACCCCAGGAGGCCUUGAGAAGACCUGGGCCUGUGAAAAAGGCCCCUGGUCUCAGAGGUGGCCCACUGAAAAAGAGAGGAGUGGUGUUUUCUUCCAAACCUCAGGGAAGCAGUAGACCUCAGAGACCAAAAGCUGAACAGCCUCAACCCAAGCACAUCCGGUUUCAGGACACCACCGUUGCGUUCCGGCUCAAGGAGACCAAGCCGCUUGUUCAAGAAAGCCGGAUACCCUGGUUGCCUCCCAGCCCCACUUCCCCUCGAGGGUCACCUCAACGGCAACCGGAUAGAAGUCCCCGAAGCAGAGAAACUGUUUUUGAGAAAGAGAGAACAGGAGAGGGAAGACGAGGCGUGGAGAAACCAGCUGUCAGGGCUGACAGCGCCUCUCCAAAGAAGAUUAUAGAUAAGAUGGAGAGAGAGAUUCGAGAGCGUCUGGAGCCCCUCUUGGAGAAAGCACAGAAGGUGAAUCUCUCCUUGGAAAGAAACAUUCGCUUGAAGGAGCCAUUACUGGAAAGCCAGACUCCACCCCAGGGUGACGGGAAGGUUGCAGCUAAGGCCGGUAUCCUGAGCAGCAUUUUGGAGGACUCUGCACUGGAGCAGAGUCAGAAGCCGGAACAUGUGCCUCUCUCCGCUCUUGGGGCCCCAGACUUGGAGAUGAUGCUGCAGAGGAUGGAGGAGAUGGAGAGCUACCAAGAGCUGGUGCGAAGGAGGUAUAACCAGAUUGACUAUUCUGACCCUGAAUUCUUGGCCCAGGAAGAGCAAAGAGAGAAUGUGACUGUGGCAACAGAGACAUCUCCUGGGGCUCCCCAUCCCAUCCAGAUAACGAAGCCAGAAGGCCACAAUGAGCCACAAGUGGAGAUCGUAUUAGAAAUGCCCUUGGAUGCAAAUGCCGUCGAGGAGGACGUGGAGCCGGAUGAGAGGCCAGAGUCCAGCGCCCGGACUACGCAGCCCGCCGCUGGGGACAUCUCCCAGCAGAAGCAGUCCCGCACUUACCUCUCUGUACCUAAGAACAUGCUGCGAAGCAUCUGCGAUUACGGCACCCGGUACGAGCAGCACCUCAAGUGCAUUUCCCAUGAGGAGGUGGGCAACUUCAGCCCAUGGCACAUUGCGCAGAGCUUGGCAGAGGAGCUGACUGAGGAAGCCCUGGCGGAGGUGGCGGCCGAGCUGCAAGGCCUGUGCGAAGAUUACGCUGAAGCCGUUUUCACCUCGGAGUUCUUGGAGGCCACCGAGUGA
Messenger RNA from Euleptes europaea (tarantolino), 2775 nucleotides. RefSeq names its product KIAA0753 ortholog. The coding region runs from base 1 to 2775 and encodes 924 amino acids. Gene Ontology annotation, cellular component: centriolar satellite. Gene Ontology annotation, biological process: protein localization to centrosome; centriole replication. The transcript has 17 exons. Lineage: Eukaryota; Metazoa; Chordata; Lepidosauria; Squamata; Sphaerodactylidae. The record is from RefSeq and is a predicted model, not a curated record.